AUGACUGAGAUUGGUUCUAUCAAGAUUGAACGUACAUAUGAAGUGCUAGGUAAUAUAUUUACUAGGAAAACAGACCAGAAUGUGAUCAGAGCCCUGGAAGGUACUGGCUUUGAGCACUAUGCUAGGAUGAAUGAUCUGCUUAGCAAGAGCAGUGAGAGCAGAAAGCGUAUUACACAUUCUUUGCCUCUCUUAUCACUUCUGGUAGAAAAAUACAACCCAGGAAACAAAGAUUUUGUUCUCAAUGAUGUUACAUUAGCUCCAACUGUAGAUGAUGUACAUCAUAUAACAGGGCUGCCUAUUAAUGGCCGUAAAAUAUCUGAGGUCAUGAAAAAAACGUACCAGAACUUUGGGCUUAAGAAACUUUGUGAAGAGCUUUUAGGGAAAGUUCCCAAUAAUUUUGGGAAAAAAGAUAUUCUUCAGUUCACUUGGCUCAAAGAAAAUUUCAUGAUUGUACCUCAUGAUGUGGAGCGUGAUUCUCCCAUAUUUGAGCAAUACAUACGUACCUAUGUUCUGUACGUGAUUGGCUUAACUCUGUUUCCUACAUCUUCUCCUUCAUCAGUGCAUACUAGUUUUUUGGAAUGUCUAAGAGUUAUUGGUGAAAUUAAGGACCUUAAUUGGAGCAGUGGGGUGUUAGAUUUUAUCCAUACGUCCCUUGAAAAGUGUAAGAAUAAGGGUAAAACUAUUGAGGGCAGUACAUACACUCUGUUGUUAAGUACUGAUAUUACUAUCGAGUUGCUAAUUUUACAUCAGCUGCUUUUGCGUUAA
This is a messenger RNA of Rosa chinensis, 765 nucleotides long. RefSeq names its product protein MAINTENANCE OF MERISTEMS-like. The record is from RefSeq and is a predicted model, not a curated record. NCBI's taxonomy places the organism in Eukaryota, Viridiplantae, Streptophyta, Magnoliopsida, Rosales, Rosaceae. The coding region runs from base 1 to 765 and encodes 254 amino acids. The transcript has 2 exons.